Molecule: messenger RNA, 7242 nt
Organism: Wyeomyia smithii (pitcher-plant mosquito)
Lineage: Eukaryota; Metazoa; Arthropoda; Insecta; Diptera; Culicidae
Product: exportin-4-like
Exons: 7
Coding region: 659-4090 (1143 amino acids)
Biological process (GO): protein export from nucleus
Cellular component (GO): nuclear pore; cytoplasm
Molecular function (GO): nuclear export signal receptor activity; small GTPase binding
Source: RefSeq, a predicted model, not a curated record
GCCACUUUUACAUCGUUCGUCGUUUGUACAGCAAGUAUUGUUCGGAAAGAAAAGUGUAACUAUUUCUUAUUUUCUUAACUCCCCGAUAUCUGUGUAGUACCCAUUUAGAGUGAAAAUAUAGUAAAAUCAUUUUUCGCCGUAACGGGCUUGGAAUACGAGUGGAAACGAUUUAUGAUUCGCUCGAUAAAAGAACUAUAUGUUGCAUCGCUAGCAAGGGUGUAGGCAGUUUCUUCAUGCUCUGCAAAUCCCGUCUGGGAGUGAGGUGCCUGCCCUACUAGACGGGACUCGUGCAAGAAGAAAAUAGUAAGACGAAAGACGAAGGAUGUGGUAAGCCGUGGAGGUCUUGCUACUGCUGCUGCUCCUAAUGGCAUGAAGAAAAUAGAACAGACCGCUGCUUUUUGGAUUUGCCGUCUUUUGUUCUGGUGUUUCGGUUUAUUUUCGACGGGUGUUGCUACGACUGGUCUGGGUAUUAUUUGUUUACAUUAACUGUAACGAGAGAGCAGAAAUUUAUGGUCGCAAAUUUUCCCGAGAGAAUAGAAUAGAAAAAUUAAUUGUGAUUGUGUGGAGGAAAAUUCGAGUCAUCAGCUUAGUGGAUCACGUAUUUACCUGGCGAAGGAACAGUGACCGAUUAAAAGAAAAAAAAACGUAUAUCUCCACGAUGGAGGAGUCACUAUUGAAGGAUCUCGAGACGGCUGCGCAUAUUAUAAUGGCACCACCAACGGUAGUCAGUAGAGAGCAGCGCCAGCAGUCCGAAACCAUUUUCAUGAAUUUCCGCAAAACUAAAUCUCCGUACGUCCUGUGUCAGACAAUUCUCGAAAAAUCCGUUGUUGACCUGGUGUUGUUCGAGGCGGCAGACGUCCUUAAGAAAGCCGUAGUCGCGGAAUGGAAGUACAUUCCAGAUCAGGAUAAGGCAUCGCUCCGACAGUACCUGCUGAACUACAUCAUUCAACGGGACAUUCCAGUAUUCAUUAGGGACAAGCUGCUGCAGGUCGUGGCAAUUAUGAUUAAGCGGGCAAGUUUGGAGGACGUCGGGCAAGAGCGAGGUCUGAUUAUAGAGGAGACUAAAAAGAUGCUCGUUUCGGGUGAUAUCAAGCAGCAAAUUUUAAGCUGCAGCAUUAUUCUGGCCAUUUUAGAAGAGUACUGUAAUAUUGUACGGUCGGACGAUACCGGCCUAACGACUUACGAACAUUUUCGAGCGAAGAAGCAAUUUGAAGAUUCAGAUUUACUGAAGGUUUUUAUUAUGGCGCUACAAUCGAUGGAGGAACUCGUCAAAGUAUUUGAUGCCAGCAACUCAAUGCAUUCGUAUCUCUUCAAGCAAAUGCUUUCAGUGAUGGAAACUAUUCUGACGUGGGGUUUCCUGCUGCCUAAGCUGCAGAUAGUUCGAGUCCUGCAGCCGUCUCUCUCGAAGAAAAUUAUCGAUACUUCGGAAACGGUAACGAAGGCACUGCAUGCUCCACCGCUGCGAUUACACGCACAGUGGAAAAAUGUAAUUUUUGAACCCAAAUUGUUGGAGAUCUUUUUCUACAUCUAUUGGAAAAUACGUGAUAAUGAAGAUUUGCAACCGAAAGCGCUGAUUUGCAUCUUGCAGCUGUCCACCCUAAAGGGGCCCAUAAUAAGCGAUAACAAGGAAGAAAGCAUGAACUAUUUGAGCAACUAUUUGACGCACUUUUUGUCGAUGUUGAAUACGAUCGAAAUCAAGGAAAAAGAGGCCUACAGUUUUUCGCUAAUUCUGCGCAAGUUGCUACAGCUGCUUCCGCGAGCAGAAAUUAAAAGUCUUCCAAACGCGCUUUGCAAUGCAUACAUGCAGCAAACGCUUACAAUGACAUUGAAAUUUAUCGAAUUGUCCGCAAUGGAAGAAGCCAUGUCCCCGGACGAAACGGUUUACAUUGAUGCUCUUGGUAAUCUGCUGGAGGUUUGGUUGCUCGUGCUGAACGACAAGGAAAACUAUCCGUCAGAAGUUAUGGUUCCGUUCAUUACGCAAAUGUUUGAAAAAUAUAUACAGUAUCAUUUGGCAGCUCCCGAUGGCAUGCGAGGAGUUGGCAGAGAUUCUGAUUCGAUUGAAGAGAUAGCCGAUUUCGAAGAAUCUGAUCGGGAGCGUUUCAAGGAGCAGUUAAUAAUAAUCGGUUAUUUCGGGAGAGAGAUUCUAACGCACUCGUUGCCCCUGCUUUCUAAAUUGCUCGAGGAUAGAACGAGGAAUCUGGGCACGCAGUUGCAUAUGUUGCACUCAACAAAAACAAUGAGUGAAAAUAGUUCCAAAACCAUGUUAAAUUUGUUCGAGGACAUUCACUGGAUUCUGCUGGUUACCGGGCAUGUACUGGCACUAGAAGCGGAUGGGGAAUCGGCAAUGAUACCAGGUGAAAUUCUCCAGCUUUGCACGCAAAACAUUUCCAACGGUGUGACUGAUAUACAGAACAGUCUGAAGUUACUGGCUUCACCGAGUCAGGACAUCAAGGAAAUUCCGAACGCGGAAAUCAACGCAGAUCCUGUGAUUCGAUUAAUUGCGGCUGGUUUUCGGUUGUGUGAGCUUGAAAAAAGUGCCAUCGAAGUCCGCAUGUAUCAGUUCCUCAGUCCGGAAUUGAGCAGCACGCUUGUUUGGUUCAUGCGACGUUGGGCCGACGCCUAUUUGAUGCCUGUUAACGAGGAAUACGUGAGCACUAUAUUUCGGGAAGCAUUCGGAGCGGGUACACCGGGCUCAGUGUGGGUUAUAAACUAUUUGCUAAACAAAAUUUGCUUGAACUCACAGUUCCUUCGUACGGAGCAAUCUGUCAUAGAGGAAACGUGUUCCUUAUUCUUGGUACUGCUGAAGCGAAAAGAUCGUUGUACGGCGAUUUUCAACUCGGAGUACUUCCGAUCGAUCUGUGAUUUGAAGAGUGCGGAUCUACCGUCGACUGUGAAGCGAAAGCUUUUGAAAGGUUUUGUGAUGGUUGCGUCCAGCGUUGAGAGUGAUGCGAUGCGUGGCGAGUACCUGGGAAAGAUUCUGCAACCAAUCGAAGAAAAGUACAAAAUGUUGAUCUCACAUCAAAAUUUCCAGUCUGUGUAUCAGGAGGAGAGUGUCAAGCUAAAGAUUAUUGAAAUGUUGGAAGAGUUGAUCGGAUGCGUGCAAGGGGCUUAUCAGAACUCGUUGACGAUUAUUUUCACAAAAAUUCAAAACAUCUGCAAAGAGUUGCCCACGUUUCUGGACAUCUAUCAUAACUAUACGCUGAUCGUGGAGCUCAUCUUGGAGCUGGUGUGUGAAGUGGUAGCUACCAUCGGUAACGUAACAUCGGAGCAAGCGAUACGAACGGCUGUGCACGAGUGCUGCUUCUCGGUGAUUCGAAUUUAUGUUAAAAACAACUCGAACCGUGUCUCGCUCGGAGCCGCGAACACAGACAGCGAUCCGCUGGAUCUGAUUUUGAUUCUGAAAAUGAUCAACCACCUGACAUCGAAGCCACUGUUCACGGACGAUUUACUUUUCUCCGGAUCGGCGGAGGAUAGCAGUGCACAAUCAUCGGAGAUUUGUAUUUUCGGCCUAACUCACAUCGUCCCGCUCAUCACAAUUGAUUUGAUCAAGUAUCCGGAUCUUUGUCAGCAGUACUAUAGCACAAUCAGGUCAUUUAUUGAGGAAAAAUCUCAUCUCACUCCCACUCUCCAUCCAGAUUUGCUGAAACAGUUGCUCAGCUCAAUCGAACUGGGCCUUGGUUCAUUCACCGCCGAAGUCGAAAGUCUAUGCUUGGAGUUUCUGGAGAUUUACGCUAGCAAUGUGUACUUCAACCAGGACAAACAGGCGCCAAUGGCGGUGCUUCUGCGUCCCUUCCUCAAACUGAUGUUGGACAUGAUAUUCGGCCAAAAGAUUGACCUGAACAACACGAUGGACUGGUAUCGGACGGUGUUCGUAGUGAUCUGCUGCUUUCCGGAGUAUUUUAAGGAGCUGCUUAACCAAUUUUUAAGCGAACAAUUCGACUCGGAACAGAUCAUGGGCGAGGAUUUGGUGCGGACGAGCAUUGCACUGGUGAACGAUAUCGAGUUCGUCAAUAACCGGCUUACCAAGUCGCAGUUCAUCGAGCGGUUCGACAAAUUUGUUACGAAUUUCAGCACGAUGUACAAAAAGUAAGCGUUGAGGGCCGGCCGCUGGUUGGCGAUUGUUUAUAGCUGAUUACGAAUACAGUUGGUAAGUUUGCCGUUUUGUUCUUGUUGCGUUGCUUGAUUUGACUGUUCUGUAGGACGGUAUAUGUUUGAGUCGAUAUGUACAUGCGAUUUAUGAAAUAUGACGUUUAUAUUGAUUGGUUUUCAAACGACGCAUAUUUUUACAAAUUGGCUAUUGCGCGCUAUUGGAUCGGUUUUUACUUAUUUUUCUUCAACUAAUAUUUCGUAGUAACUUUGUCGGAAAAUUUGCAUUGCCUCGGAAUUUUAGUAAGCGUUUUACUUAGGAAUCUGUCUUUGUUCUCCGAUCAUUUGUUGGUGAAAUGCAUAACGAUUCUGUGUGUUAUUUUUCCAUCUAAAUUUAAAAAAGCCUUGACGGUUAGAAGUUAAGAUAUAGUUUACUUCAAAAGACAAUUAGUGUUUAACUACAUCUCGGCUGUUUUUAAGUUAACGGUGGGUGAACGCUUCACGAUCAUUACUACGCAUAGAUUCGAAUAACAAUCAUUUAGGAAAAAAAUAUCGAAUAAUCAUUUUUUUGAUAAGCAUUUAACAGUUCGGACAGUUGACAUUCAAUUAUAUAUCGUUCUGCGUAUUUUUCCGAUUGGGAAUUCGAAAUUGAAAUGAUCGAUUUCUAUGGCAACUAGUUCAAACCGAGCUUAAAAAUGUUCUCUAUAUCACCUUAAACUUCGAACACGACGACGGAUGGCAAAUUCCUAAUACUUUCUAAGCCAUUAUUCGGGUCUCAAAUGUUUAUAGUGCCCAAAAAUAAUCAUAGAAUUUAAGAAAAAAAUUGAACAUUGGCAUUUUGUGGUUCAUCUUUUCUAAUUCGUGCGUUCAAGUUUUUUAUAUAAUUCAGAUUUUACGGAUUUCAUCUCAUACCUACCAUAUAUGUUUGGGAAAAAAUCCCUAUUCUCUGCACUGGAGUACGCCGUCAUACAGUACACUCUAUAUAUUAAUUUUCAAAAAUGUAAACUCUGAUUAGCCUUUUGAAGUCGGCAAUAUUUUCUUAAGAUGCAUGUUCGGGAAAGUACAAAUGCAGAAUAGUGGAACCGAUGAUAACAAAACUCAUCAACACCAAUGAAGAUCACAUUUCCCUUGAAAAUAAUAGAAAACGAAAAUUUACUCUAAAUACACACUGUUAGAAGACACUUCUUUCUUUACUCUCCGUAGAAAGGAUAAGAACGUUGUUUUAUUGUUCUAUACGAGCGACACUUUAAAUGUAAACAUUCUAAAUUCUCAGUACUGUGCUUUCAUUGCAUCACACACUGUCGAUAAAAAACCAUUGCAGUAGAAGGAAAAGCGAAAUAAGGAUAGCUAGGAUAAUAUUCGUAGAUAGGGGUUGGGAGGUCAUCACCGGGUAAAAUAACGCAAAGUCAAGUUAACAUCUCCGUUUGUUCUGUAGUGAAUUGCAUUGGUCGACUAAAUCCUGAACAAAUAUAGAAUACGGGAUAUUUUCUACAAUCGGCGAUUAACAGUGACGUCUAAAAGACAGGGAAAAUACUGUAGAAUAUAUUUUUUCUUUUUGUGCUAACGUGGUUGGAUAUGAAAAUUAUGUCGACCUCUGUGUGUGGUCCUAGGAAUUCAAUCAAUUUAUUUGUUGAAUAAAAAUGUAGCUAUUUCAUGUUCUAUUUUCUUGCUUCCCUCCAAUCUUAUUGCACAUAUAAAUAAUGAUUUUUGAAUAACAUUUAUGGCCUUUUAUCAAAUUGCUAGAAAUUCAUCUUAGGUAGAAAGCAAUUCUGAUCAUGCUUCACUCCUACCGUGUGUCCAAUUCUUUUCUUAUACUGACGCAGUUUGCGGUGUAAAUUAAUUUUCUAAACAGUAGAAUAUUUUUCAAAUCAUCAAAAUGUACAUUCUCAGAUUUACGUGAAAACCGUACGGACGGAAUAGGAAACAAUGUUUUGAGGUCGAUUUUUACAUGCACUUUUUGCAGCAUUUUUUAUUAUAGCUAACUAGCGUAUUGUUCAUAUAUUUAUAUACAACAGUAGAAAGAUGAUGCUUUUUCACGACGAAUGUGUACUUCAAAAACCGGAACGGGUCGGCUGAUGUUUGCGCUGAUCCUGCACAGCAAAUAGUGGGGUCUACUGCUUCAUUCUCUUUGUGAGUUGAAUUUCAGUUGUUCACUUUCGCUGUUGAAGCAAGGAAAAAUCAAACUAUCUAUUGCUAGGUAUAUGUGACAUUAUUUUACACGUGCUAGAAACGUAAUAUUUAGAAGUGUACAACACAUCGUAAAAGUUUCGUAUACAUGUCAAUCUAAUUUUGCUCUUGCGACUGACAUUUUUUUCGAGAAACUUUCGACUAUUGCUUUUGUGUUAACCUUGUAAAUAGUUCCCCACAUUCAGAGCCAUAACUUACACGUUAAUUUAUUUUUAAUAUUUAUCUAUAAGCUUAAUAACGUGACGUUGAAGCGAUUCGAUCGAUAUGGAAUGUUCCAUCCCUAUAAAUAUGAAGUUUAAUGAUUGUAUUUAACAAAAAACAUAAACACAACAAAAUUUUUUGGAAUUUAAUAUAAAAAACACCCCUCUUAUAUAGUUAAUAAUAUACUUUCACUCUUUUUAUGAUAUGUACGUUGUAGAUGACAGAAAUUGGGCAUCAUGAAAUGAUCGAAUGUUGUUAGUUAUGCGAAAAUCGGCUUACGAGAGCUCAUUCAAAAUAAAAAAAUCAAUCAAAAGAUAGUAAUGACAACACACAAGCUACAGUUACACUACUGAAUCAAUGAUAUUAACCAGUAAGCAGAAGCAUUUUAUUAUUGUAAUACAAGCAGGAAACAAUCUUGCAGCAAACAGUUAGCACGAGCUAUAUAUAUAUGAACAAAAAAAAAAAAAAAAACAAGCGAAUCGCUCGCCCUAUCACUGUACUGCAUCAGAGCGAACGCGCAAUCGAUAAUCGAUAUCUACUUUUUAAAAGUACAAAAUAACUAUUAACUACAGCACUACAGAAACAGCAAACUGAAUAUAGAAAAAGGCGAAAAGGCAGUGUGUCAGAUAGUAGUAGUAGUAGCUAAGCGAUUUUAAAUUCUUUCCGAUAAGUGAUACUAUAUAGUAUAUAGUAAGAAAUAAACCUACAGUGACGAUACCAGGGUACUAACCCCGGCUCAUACGAGGACAAAGAUCUCCUGAGUAGUAA